GCAGCGGGGAUGCGGGCGAGCAGACAGUCGCCCCGAGAGGACCAUGCGAGGAGCAGCCAUCCCCACGCCCAGGCUGCACAACAUGCCAGGCAUGUUCUUCUCGGCUCCUCAGAAAGGCACAGAUCAUUCGCUUCUGGACGACAAGACCCAGAAGAGGAGGCCCAGGACCUUCGGGAUGGACGUGAAGGCGUACCUGAGAUCUAUGAUCCCACAUCUGGAGUCUGGGAUGAAACCGUCCAGGUCCAAGGACAUGCUGUGUGCUGAUGAAGUGCUGCAGUGGUCUCAGUCCCUGGAGAAACUUCUUGCCACCCGAGCUGGUCAAGAUGUCUUCAGAAGUUUCCUGAAGUCUGAGUUCAGCGAGGAGAACAUUGAGUUCUGGUUGGCUUGCGAAGAUUAUAAAAAAACCGAGUCUGAUCUCCUGCAUUGCAAGGCAGAGAAAAUAUACAAAGCCUUCGUGCAUUCAGACGCUGCUAAACAAAUCAACAUUGACUUUCACACUCGAGAAUCUACGGCCAAGAAGGUCAAAGCCCCAACCCCCGCGAGUUUUGACGAAGCCCAGAAGAUCGUGUACACCCUCAUGGAGAAGGACUCGUACCCCAGGUUCCUCAAGUCCAACAUAUACCUAAAUCUCCUCAAUGACCUGCAAGCGAACAGUCUAAAGUGACCAUUUCCCGGCCGGAGGGAAUUACGGAUGGUAUCAAAUACCCAGAAGGAAUGCUCCCGCAUGGCUCCCUGGGUGAGCAACGUGGCCUUUGGGGGUGACUGGACAGGCCCGGGGAAAGAGGAAAGCACUCGCAAUGGAUUAACGUGGACGCUAUCCAGGCCCUGGUGGAAAAUGAGAGACGGUGGAAGGAAAGAGGCACCUUGGUACUGUCGUAAAAUAGAGUGAUUUAAUGGACUAGCAAACUGCCCAGAACUGACCAGGCUGGGUUAUUCCAGCUACACAGAAACUGUGAACAAAGGCUGGAAACCGAUUAAGACAUGCUAUAAGCUCCAAGGUCAAUGGACUUCUAUGCUGCCUAUUAUUCUAUAGAGACUGUCUUGAGCUGCUGAAAUCUCUUUCAUUUGGGUGACUGUUGGGAAAGUAUGUGUUUUGAGGUCACCACUGACAAAGCGGUGUUGGCGUUGUCUUGUUGUUCGAUUGCUUUGGGCUUGAAAGAGAUGAAGAAAACAAUUAUGUAUUUAAUUUAAGCUAUUGCUCUUAAAACUGGGAAGUCAGGAUAAUAUUUGUCAAUUAAAUUAUCAAGUGUCCAUAAUAAAUGUGUUUUGUAUUAAAAUACA
Molecule: messenger RNA, 1281 nt
Organism: Pipistrellus kuhlii (Kuhl's pipistrelle)
Lineage: Eukaryota; Metazoa; Chordata; Mammalia; Chiroptera; Vespertilionidae
Gene: RGS1
Product: regulator of G protein signaling 1
Exons: 5
Coding region: 44-664 (206 amino acids)
Source: RefSeq, a predicted model, not a curated record